This is a messenger RNA of Penicillium cosmopolitanum, 891 nucleotides long. RefSeq lists its product as uncharacterized. Gene Ontology annotation, cellular component: cytosol. NCBI's taxonomy places the organism in Eukaryota, Fungi, Ascomycota, Eurotiomycetes, Eurotiales, Aspergillaceae. The record is from RefSeq and is a predicted model, not a curated record. The transcript has 2 exons. The coding region runs from base 1 to 891 and encodes 296 amino acids. Gene Ontology annotation, molecular function: aldose reductase (NADPH) activity.
AUGGACCCGCAGCUGUGUUUUGUUUAUGGAACGGCCUGGAAGAAAGUGGCUACGGCGGACCUUGUUCACCAGGCCAUUCGAGCAGGGUUUCGAAUUAUUGAUAUGGCAGCACAACCGAGACACUAUCGGGAGGAUUUGGUAGGAGAAGGUAUGCGGGCCGCAAUAAUAGCUGGAGACGUUCAGAGGUCUGAUUUACUAAUUCAAACAAAAUUCACGUGGACUUCUGGCCAGGAUCACAAAACCAUUCCCUUCAAUCCCGACGCAAGCAUUCCUCUACAAGUAAGGCAAUCGGUCGCCUCCUCCUUGUACAAUCUCCGAUCUCGUGAUAACCCGGAAUCCGUUAAUGAGGCUUAUAUUGAUUGUCUUCUACUUCAUUUUCCUCUUCCUACGCUAAAUCAGACUUUGCAAGUAUGGACAGCCUUACAAAAAUUUGUACCUUCAAAAAUUCGAACUUUGGGAAUAUGCAAUACGUCCCUCCCAGUGUUGCAAGCUUUAUUCCGAGCGAAAUCGGUGACACUCAAGCCUUCGGUCGUGCAGAAUCGAUUUCACGCGGAAACAUCCUAUGACUGGGAUAUCAGGGAGUUUUGCGCAAAGGAAAACGUUAUAUAUCAAGGAUUUGGAGUUCUCAAGUCAAACAAAUGGCUUCUAUCUACUCAGCCUGUCAUUAAGCUUGCUGAAGAAAUCAACACCACUCUCGAGAUCGCGCUUUUCCUUCUUAUCUCAGAAUACCCGAAUUUUCAGAUACUGAACGGCACUGGAGAUGAAAACAGAAUGGAGACCGAUUUGAAGCUUCUACAACAAUUCAAGGAAUGGAAAGUGAUAUCCCAUAAUAGUGACAUGACAAGCCUAUUGCAUCACCAAUUUAGCGCCGUUUUGAUGGCAGGCCACUGA